AUGCUGCCGGUCAGCCCGGCCGCCUGCCUUGGUGCUCACCGUGAGUCGUGUUGCUUCCACUUUCGCCACAGCCCGCCCGCUGUUUACAUCGGGGAGGGCCGAAUGGGCCGAGGCCGCCAUGCCCGUGCUGUCGUUGCGGUGAUCGAACUUGUUGCUCUCAAGAACUCGUCGGCACGUUGUGUCACCUGGCUUGUUUCCUUCGACGUUAGAGCGUUAUUGGAUUACAGGCAAGGCCGAAGAUUCUCCCCUGCUGCUACCCCUGACAGUGCCUUGUCCUUGUCACGGAUUGUGGGUGUUCCGUCCGGCGUCUCCGUCGCAAAUCAUCCUGCUAAACGUGGCCUACCAUUGAAGAAGGACCCCAGAUCGGCUGUGCUCUUCCACAUCGAGGUCGAAUCGGGCGACGCCGUCACCAAGCCGCGAUCCUACAGUGAACACGCUUCGCAGAUCUUCGCGGAUCUUCCUCGGCCAACUCCUCGGCUGCUUGGCGUGUACUGCCCACACCUCUGCCACUGGCAGCAGGAGGUGUUCAGGGCACUUAUGACAGCCGGUGCUCACGGAAGCCGUGGUUGCAGUCAAGCAGCUUCGGCGCAGUUUGUGUCAGCAGCGGUGCCGGGGCGUUCCGGUGGCUGA
Molecule: messenger RNA, 630 nt
Organism: Symbiodinium sp. CCMP2456
Lineage: Eukaryota; Dinophyceae; Suessiales; Symbiodiniaceae
Source: the annotation of a GenBank genome assembly